AUGAAUGUCAUGACAGAAAAAGAUAGACAAGAAGCAAAUCGAUUUGGUAAAUCUAUUCAAAACCAAAUUCAGCCAUUAUAUCGAAAUGUCUCCUCGAAUGAGACGAUCCCAUUAUCGACAGUGGAAGUAUUUGUUUUUGAAUUAUAUUCUCCAUACACCGAUGUUUUUCAAAACUAUACACGUUAUGAGCAAGAGCAACUGCAGAAUGCACUUGAUACCAUCCAAUUUGAUACAAGUGAUACGUCAGGCAGUAUCCAAUUGCUUUCUGCAUCGAUUCCAAGUGUAUUCGCUAUUGCGAAUGAGACUAUUGAUCGAUGUAAACAAUUAACCAAUGGUCGAACAAUCAUUAGUCUCAAGAAUGUUCUACAAACAUUUUUUAUUGCGUACAUCAAAGAAUUGCGACGUGUUGUGAACAAUAUUCGUGAGAGACAUGCGAAGAUUCUAGGAAGUGAAGAUUGGGAUUUAUUCCGACAGACCAUUCGUAUUCUGGAGAUUUGCGGUGAUCUUAUUCUUGCUUACGAACAAUUCGAAUCGUCAUUAGCCCAACAAAUGUUACAGAUGAUCAGCGAAUGGUUCUAUAAAACACCGAAGAAUAAACAACAUGAAGAUAUCUAUGACAUAGCGGUUGAAUCGUUCAUUAUCAACAUAACUUCAUCAGAUAAAUAUGAUUUCAUAUCCAUUGUUGCAGGAUUAGAAAAUGCUACGUAUACCAUAUUUCCGGAUAUACCAAAACAACUGAGUGAAUUCAGUGAUGAAUGCCAUCGAUUUAGUUUCGAUGUGGUAUUUCUGCCGAUUCAAUCGCUUCUCAAUGGGUUUUCCAAACUAUCUGUCUGGGCAAGUGAUAAUCGAGGUACAAUUGUCGCUGAUCUACCUUCACUUAGUUUCGUUCCACAAGAAAACAUUACUAAAAUUGGUCAAUAUCUUCUUAUGCUUCCACAACAUUUCGAACCAUUCAAUUUACAGGAUAAUCAACAAUUAGGCAUCGCAUUUAAAAAAGGCAAAUUACCUUUUCUCGAGGAUAGAGAACUAUUCAAUGAUUUAACAUCCUGUUGGCUUGAUUCGAUUGCUAUGGGCACAAUGCGCUUAUGUAUGGAACAAACAUUACAAAUCCAAACAUUGACCACAACGGGUCUUAAACAGUUAUUGAUGGAUUUACGGUAUCUCUGUAGUGUUCUGGAGGAUUUCGGUUUAAAAGAUAUCGCAGAUUUUGAUGAUAUGAUUCAAUUGUUUGCAGCUGACGAAGUCAAAUUUGAAGAACUCGCUCGGGAGAAACCUGCACGUAUGGUCUCAACAAUACGAACAAUGCGACAUUUAUAA
Molecule: messenger RNA, 1317 nt
Organism: Adineta ricciae
Lineage: Eukaryota; Metazoa; Rotifera; Eurotatoria; Adinetida; Adinetidae
Source: the annotation of a GenBank genome assembly